Messenger RNA from Drosophila guanche, 1031 nucleotides. RefSeq names its product CCR4-NOT transcription complex subunit 9. Lineage: Eukaryota; Metazoa; Arthropoda; Insecta; Diptera; Drosophilidae. The record is from RefSeq and is a predicted model, not a curated record. Gene Ontology annotation, cellular component: CCR4-NOT complex; CCR4-NOT core complex; P-body. Bases 16 to 885 code for a protein of 289 amino acids. Gene Ontology annotation, biological process: mRNA catabolic process; negative regulation of translation. The transcript has 2 exons.
UCUUUGGAAAUUAAUAUGGCAGAGUUUGCCGAGGCCGAGCGCAUCUGUGGUUGGAUUUCGGAUCUGAGCAGCAAGGAGGCUCGUCCUAAGGCCAUGCUAGAGCUUUGUGAGCGUCGCAGUAAAAUCGGAAAGCUGGGCCCCAUGUUGUGGCAAGCGUGUGGUGCUGUGUCCGGGCUGCUGCAGGAGGUGAUUGACAUCUUUCCGGCGGUGUCGGUCAACAAUCCGGACGAGGAGCAGUCGCAGCGCAUAUUUGCAGCACUUGGCCUGAUUUUGUCCAUCGCCAAGCAUCCGAUUACUGGAGUGGAGCUAAUGCGCACCCAAUUCCUGUACUUUCUGGCCCCGCUGCUGAAGCUCACCCAGAAAACGCGUCCCAUCGAACAGUUGCGCCUCUCGUUGCUGAUCAUCGUCUGUGUUCUGCUGAAUCUGAACACGACGGAGAGCAUCUGCUACACAAUAGCAGCAGAGCUGAUUCCUCAGCUGCUGAGCCAGCUGGAGUACGGCUCGCGUACGUGCAAAAUACUCUCUUCGUAUAUAUUGUACCGCAUCCUGGACAAUGCGGUGGGUCUGAGGUUUUUCAAUCGUCGUCUGUCCCGUCGCACCCAUCUGGUGCACACUCUGGGCCGCAUCGUCCAUCAGCAGACACUGGAGCCGGAUCCUCGUAUCCUGAAGCAUGUGCUGUGCAUCUACAAACGUUUGGCCGACUAUCCCCACAGCCUCGAGAUGAUCCAGCUACAUUUGCCAAUGCAGCUGCGCAAUGGCUUCUUUUGCCAGAAAAAUGCUCUCGUUUAUGACACCGUCGAGGCCGACCUGCGGGAGCUCAAUCAGAAGGUGGCCAUUAAACCUAUUAAUAUGGUCAUGGGCCAACCCAUUUACUCACUUAACUGACGCACACGGCCAGUUUACACCUCGACAAGUUUGACUCGACCCUUUUUUUGAUUCCACCUCCAUGUAAUUUGUCUUGAGAAUAUACUGGUACUCGUACACAACCCCCACACAUACUCGUAUCUGGGGUGCUGGCAUCAGCAUGUAAA